GGGCGGGCGGGCGAUGGAGGCGGCGGGCGGCGAGCAGCGGGAGCUGCUCAUCCAGAGGCUGCGGGCCGCGGUGCACUACACGACCGGCUGCCUGUGCCAGGACGUCGCUGAGGACAAGGGUGUGCUGUUCAGCAAGCAAACCGUCGCCGCCAUAUCCGAGAUCACCUUCAGGCAGUGCGAAAACUUUGCAAGAGACCUCGAGAUGUUUGCCAGGCAUGCAAAGCGAAGCACAAUCACUUCAGAAGAUGUGAAGCUUUUGGCUAGAAGGAGCAAUUCUUUGCUCAAGUACAUCACACAGAAGAGUGACGAGCUUGCAUCAAGUAACAUGGAACAAAAGGAGAAGAAGAAGAAGAAGUCCAGUGCAGCUAAGGGAAGGAAAACUGAGGAAAACGAAACGCCGGUGACUGAAAGUGAAGAUUCCAACAUGGCAUGAUUUACCUUUCAAGUAACAUCUCUGGUCAUUUUACUAUCCUAGAAGACCAAGGUUAGCCUGCCAGCAAUUGCUCAGCAGGUUAGCAAGUGUAAUGAAUCUCUAUAGUUUUUUUUUUUAGGUAAAUGUGAUUAGUUACAUUUUCUUGUUCCAAAAAUGGAAGGACUGUCAGAUUUCAACAAAGUUUACAGCCAAAAUGCCUUAAUUGUUCACUAAACAAAAUCUUACUGUUAUUAAGAAGAAACCCCUUCAUUGAUGGAGUUUAAAGCAAAGCAUAUCCACUGAGCAUAUUCGCACCUUAGUGUAUGCAACUCCCUGCAAAGGACAAUUUAAUUUCUCCAAUAAUUGUUUGACCUCUUCCUCACUUCCAUUUCGGAUAGAUUUGUUUAGAUAUUAUAAACAUUUUCCUUUUUAAUAGCCAUAUCUCUUGUUGUCUUGGCGAUUAAAGUAUAUUCUGUGUCAUUUUUCUCCUGUGAUUUUGUUGAUGUACAGUAAUCACCUUAAGAAGUUGUGUGACAUUUUCUAAACGUUGUGGAAUACGGCACCCCUCGUGGUGGUUGGAAAUCGCUAUUGCCCUCUGCUGGUCUAGUACAGGCUUACCAAAUUGUGACUAAGCAUGAAUUCCUCCUACUUCUACACCUAAAUGGGAAAUUUUUCACAAUGGCACUUUUAAAUCCUUUCCUGUUUCCCUGUCCUGAACUGCUCCACUUCCAAGGAUAAGAUAAUCUUUUAAAUAAAUUAUUCUACUGACUGAUGCAGAGUAAUCGAGGUAGAUGAUAAUAAACUAGAGAUUCUGUAUUCAAGAAGAAAUCUCUCCUCU
This is a messenger RNA of Gallus gallus (chicken), 1250 nucleotides long. RefSeq names its product centromere protein S (gene CENPS). The coding region runs from base 14 to 433 and encodes 139 amino acids. Gene Ontology annotation, biological process: resolution of meiotic recombination intermediates; replication fork processing. Lineage: Eukaryota; Metazoa; Chordata; Aves; Galliformes; Phasianidae. The transcript is spliced from 5 exons. Gene Ontology annotation, molecular function: chromatin binding; protein heterodimerization activity. The record is from RefSeq and is marked validated. Gene Ontology annotation, cellular component: FANCM-MHF complex; Fanconi anaemia nuclear complex.